Klebsormidium nitens is the source of this 2912-nucleotide messenger RNA. Lineage: Eukaryota; Viridiplantae; Streptophyta; Klebsormidiophyceae; Klebsormidiales; Klebsormidiaceae. The record is from the annotation of a GenBank genome assembly.
GCCAGGGAGGGCUGAGGAACGGUGAUAGCACUCGACAAGCAGGUAUUACCAUCAGAUCAUAGAGGGGCGCAUCAGUCGUCGUUCGAGCUCCGCCUGCAAAGUAAACGCCUGCAAAGUGUUGUUAAUCUUUGGUCCGAAAGCAAUUGUUGGUCAAGAACGCAGCUGCGCAGGAAAAGUUUUUGCAUUGAAAAUGGCGGAAGCAGGGCCCAGCUCAGAAGGCAAGCCUGCAGCGUCGCCUGCCGGCGCCAAGCGGGACUUUAGCACCGCCAUCUUGGAGCGCAAGAAGUCCCCAAAUCGUCUUAUCGUGGAUGAGGCAGUCAAUGAUGACAAUUCCGUGGUCGCUCUCCAUUUGAAGACUAUGGAGGAGCUGCAGCUCUUCCGAGGGGACACCGUGCUCAUCAAGGGCAAGAAAAGGAAGGAUACUGUCUGCAUCGUUCUGGCCGAUGAGACCUGUGAAGAGAAUAAGAUCCGCCUUAACAAGGUUGUGCGAACCAACCUGCGUGUGCGGUUAGGGGAUGUUGUGUCAGUGCAUCAAUGCCCUGAUGUCAAGUACGGGAAGCGCAUCCACGUCUUGCCCCUGGAGGAUACAAUUGAGGGUGUUACUGGCAACCUGUUUGAUGCAUACCUGAAACCGUACUUCCUGGAGGCGUACCGGCCGGUUCGCAAAGGCGACCUGUUUCUGGUGCGGGGCGGCAUGAGGAGCGUGGAGUUCAAGGUGGUGGAGACGGAUCCAGCAGACUACUGCAUCGUGGCCCCCGAUACAGAGAUAUACUGCGAAGGCGAGCCCAUCCGGCGCGAGGACGAGGAGCGGCUGGACGAGGUGGGCUACGACGACGUGGGCGGUGUGCGCAAGCAGAUGGCGCAGAUCCGGGAGCUGGUGGAGCUGCCGCUGCGCCACCCGCAGCUGUUCAAGUCCAUUGGGGUGAAGCCGCCCAAAGGGAUUCUGCUGUAUGGACCCCCAGGAUCUGGCAAGACGCUCAUUGCCAGGGCGGUGGCUAAUGAAACUGGCGCCUUCUUCUUCCUUAUCAACGGUCCCGAGAUCAUGUCCAAGCUGGCGGGGGAGAGCGAGAGCAACUUGAGGAAGGCGUUUGAGGAGGCGGAGAAGAACGCGCCCGCUAUCAUCUUCAUCGACGAGAUAGACUCGAUUGCUCCCAAGAGAGAGAAGACGCAGGGCGAGGUGGAGCGGCGCAUCGUGUCUCAGCUGCUGACGCUCAUGGACGGCCUCAAGUCGCGCGCCCACGUCAUUGUCAUGGGCGCCACCAACCGUCCCAACAGCAUCGACCCCGCCCUGCGCCGCUUUGGCCGCUUUGACCGCGAGAUUGACAUUGGUGUGCCGGACGAGGUGGGCCGCCUGGAGGUGCUGCGCAUCCACACCAAGAACAUGAAGCUCGACGACGGGGUGGAGCUGGACCGCAUUGCCAAGGACACGCACGGCUUUGUCGGGGCGGACCUGGCGGCGCUGUGCACGGAGGCGGCGCUGCAGUGCAUCCGCGAGAAGAUGGACGUCAUCGACCUGGAGGACGACGAGAUCGACGCGGAGGUGCUCAACAGCAUGGCCGUAACCAACGACCACUUCCAGACGGCGCUCGGCAUCAGCAACCCCAGCGCGCUGCGCGAGACCGUCGUGGAGGUGCCCAACGUCUCCUGGGACGACGUCGGUGGCCUCGAGUCCGUCAAGCGCGAGCUGCAGGAGGUCGUGCAGUACCCGGUGGAGCACCCCGAGAAGUUCGAGAAGUUCGGCAUGUCGCCCUCCAAGGGCGUCCUCUUCUACGGCCCGCCCGGGUGCGGCAAGACGCUGCUGGCCAAGGCCAUUGCCAACGAGUGCCAGGCCAACUUCAUCAGCAUCAAGGGGCCUGAGCUGCUCACCAUGUGGUUCGGCGAGAGCGAGGCCAACGUGCGCGAGGUGUUUGACAAGGCGCGCUCCUCUGCGCCCUGCGUCCUCUUCUUCGACGAGCUGGACUCCAUCGCCAAUCAGCGUGGCGGCAGCCAGGGCGACGCGGGCGGCGCGGCGGACCGCGUGCUGAACCAGCUGCUGACGGAGAUGGACGGCAUGAACGCCAAGAAGACGGUGUUCAUCAUCGGCGCCACCAACCGGCCGGACAUCAUCGACAGCGCGCUGCUGCGCCCGGGCCGGCUGGACCAGCUCAUCUACAUCCCGCUCCCCGACGAGCCCAGCCGGCUGAGCAUCUUCAAGGCCGCCCUGCGCAAGUCGCCCGUGGCUGGCGACGUGGACAUCACCUUGCUCGCCAAGUACACGCAGGGCUUCUCCGGCGCGGACAUCACCGAGAUCUGCCAACGGGCCUGCAAGUACGCCAUCCGCGAGAACAUCGAAAAGGACAUUGAGCGCGAGAAGCGGAAGGCGGAGAACCCGGACGCCAUGGAGGAGGAGGACGAGGACACGGAGGUGGCGGAGAUCACGGCGGCGCACUUCGAGGAGGCCAUGAAGUACGCGCGCCGCUCCGUCAGCGAUGCCGACAUCCGCAAGUACCAAACGUUUGCCAACACGCUCCAGCAGUCCCGCGGGUUCGGCUCCGACUUCCGCUUCCCCGACCGCCCGGCUGGGGCAGCAGCCCCAGCGGCGGCGCCAGCGUUUGGGACAGCGGGCGCGGCGGCGGACGAUGACGACCUGUACAACUAGAGGGGAGAAGCGGCGCAGCGUAGAGCAGGGAAGACGGAGCGCACCAAAGGGCGCCAGUCAGUGCCACGGGCUAGUCAAGAGUCAAGAUGAGAGCUGAAGCCGCAAGUCAAGGAGGCCAUCCUCCAAGGAGCAGUUCUCAGACGGUUCGGAGCAUCCCAAUGAUUGUAUUCUUGUUUCUAUUGUACACAGUUCCUUUUUAAUGCUCCAAGUCACUUCGACCAACACGUUUGAUUCACGAUGUUGACUGGUUACGGUGCUCUUCUCUACAGCUAAG